Messenger RNA from Ctenopharyngodon idella (grass carp), 5743 nucleotides. It is a transcript of the gene ocrl, whose product is annotated as OCRL inositol polyphosphate-5-phosphatase. Lineage: Eukaryota; Metazoa; Chordata; Actinopteri; Cypriniformes; Xenocyprididae. Gene Ontology annotation, cellular component: cytoplasm; membrane. Gene Ontology annotation, molecular function: phosphatidylinositol-4,5-bisphosphate 5-phosphatase activity; inositol phosphate phosphatase activity. Gene Ontology annotation, biological process: signal transduction; phosphatidylinositol dephosphorylation. The coding region runs from base 594 to 3488 and encodes 964 amino acids. The record is from RefSeq and is a predicted model, not a curated record. The transcript has 24 exons.
AUGCAGUGAACUAUACUGUAUUUACAGUGAAUAUGCGAAAAUUUUGCGUAUCUUUGACGUCCUUGAGCAGCGCAUAACACACCCAGUGGUGUUGCUGCGUCCUGGAGAGCGCGGCGAUGAUGACCUCGAAACUCAUUCAUGACCGGUGAUGUCUUACUACAUAUUUUGAUCAUCACUUGAGAUGUUAUUGGUUUAUUAACGCGAUAAUCAACCGUAACCGUAACCACACUCUGUUUUAGCCCGAAUUGUAUACACGCGUAACGUUAUUCGAUUGGUGUUGUUUUCUCCGGAGCUUGUGCCGGAGUUCAAUGACUCCUCACCGGCUCACAAGCUGAAUCGCACUCUUAUUUCUCGUCUACGUCUCUUCAUUUUGAAGGAGCGAGUGAACAUUGAUUUAACAGUGUUUGUGUAAACCCGUUUUUACAAGGUAAAUUCUUCCCCUAGCGAGCGGUCUGUGUCGCGAUUACCCCGGAAGGCCAGCGCUGCACGAGCGGUGAGGGGUGGAGCCUGACAUGAGAAAACACUCGCGCUGAGUUUAGCCUGUUAGCUAGCCGCUUGACGGCUUUAAUACAACACACUUAACUACAUUCACGAUGGAGCGUUCAUUCGGGAUUCCAGAUAGCCAAUGUUUGGCCACUGUUAGAGGACACGAGCUCAGAAGCGGACAGAAAGAACCAAGACUCCUGUCCCUGUUAGAGUGUUCUGGACAGUUCAAGUUGGAUAUUUUGGCAAACCCUGAAGCAAUUGUGUUAAGCCCAGUGCCCCAGCUGUCCAUCCCCAUCAAUAACCAUUUUCAGAUAGUUCGAGAGGCUGAAGAAGCACUUCUCAUUGACCUCUCGAUUAACACGACGAUACGGAUUCUUCUUCGAGGCGAGCGAAUGCCAGAGCUUCUGCUGGAGCUGCAGGAUGACGUACACACUCAGGCUUUCUUACAGCAUGUGACGAAGGCCCAACAGCAAGCUGAGAAGAGGAGUUCACUGCCCAGGAAGAUGGAGCCUGUUGUACCUAUUCCAGUCAAAGACUGCAUUCCUGUUCCACCUCAAAGAGGAACCUCCAAAUCCACCUCAAACAACAUCAAGAACAGUACUUUAGCAAAGCCCUCAAAUACAGACCCCGUCUUCUCAUUUGAAACAGAUUUUGGUUUUGAAACAAAUUUUAACCAUUGUAUGAAAGUGGAAGAGAAGAAGAACCAACAAAACCGUAUAGUUGCACAACGAGAGCCGCCUCCUCCACCAGUGCCCCCUCUUCCCCCUCGGAAAGGCACGUACACGCCAUCGACUAACCACCCGGCAGGACUGGCUGCUAAAGAAAGGCCACCAUCCGCACUGAACGCCACACCUGUCAGAAAUGAAUUUCAGUCUGUAGACCGCUCUGUUUCCUGGUCUGACAGCCCGUCAAAGUACACCAUGAGACAGGCCAUGAUGAGCACCCACUCGGGGUCAAGGGAAGGCCUGCUUAAGUAUCGCCUCAGCAAGAAAGAGAAAGAAUAUGUGGACAUUAAGAACUUCCGGUUCUUCAUAGGCACUUGGAAUGUGAACGGUCAGUCCCCUGACAGCAGUCUUGAACCCUGGCUGUGCAGUGACCCAGACCCUCCAGAUGUCUACGCACUAGGAUUUCAGGAGCUGGACCUGAGCACAGAGGCAUUUCUCUAUAUGGACUCCUCUAAAGAACAGUUAUGGGUUAAUGCAGUAGAGAGAAGCCUCCACCAUAAAGCCAAAUACAUAUGUGUCCGUAUCAUUCGCCUAGUGGGAAUGAUGUUGGUGGUGUUUGUCAACAAGGUGCACAUAGAUCACAUUAGAGAGGUGGCUUCUGAGUCUGUGGGAACUGGUCUCAUGAAUAAAAUGGGGAAUAAAGGAGGAGUGGCUGUGCGUUUUGUGUUUCACAAUACCAGCUUCUGCUUCGUAAACUCUCAUUUGGCGGCUCAUGUGGAAGACUUUGAGCGGCGGAACCAGGACUACAAAGACAUCUGUGCCCGCAUGAGUUUCCACCUGAUGGAAUACCCCCCUCUCAGUAUAGUCAAACAUGAUGUGGUGAUUUGGCUUGGAGAUCUUAACUACAGACUAUGUCUGAAUGAUACCGGGGAGGUAAAAAAACUUAUUGCUGGGAAUGAAUUACGGAAGCUUCAGGAGUAUGAUCAGCUGAACAUUCAGAGAAACACUAAACGUGCCUUCACUGAUUUCAUGGAAGGAGAGAUUAAUUUCAUCCCAACUUACAAAUAUGAUGCUAAAUCAGAUCGAUGGGACUCAAGUGGGAAGUGUCGAGUCCCUGCCUGGUGCGACCGUAUCCUCUGGAGGGGGAGCAACGUAAAGCAACUUCACUACCGCAGUCACAUGGAGCUAAAGACCAGUGACCACAAACCCGUCAGCUCUCUCUUCAGUAUAGGGGUGAAGAUGGUGAUUGAGCAGCGCUACAAGAAGGUGUUUGAAGAGAUUGUGCGGGACAUGGACAGGAUGGAAAAUGACUUUUUGCCCUCUUUGUCCCUAACCCGUCGGGAGUUCACCUUUGAUAAUGUGAAGUUCCGUCAGCUGCAGCGUGAGAGUUUUCUUAUCACUAAUGAUGGACAGGUUGCUUGCACCUUUGCCUUCAUCCCCAAACUCAAUGACUCUCAAUACUGUAAAACCUGGCUACGUGCUGAGCCCAACGAAGGCGUACUAGACCCUAAUGAGACAAUGGAGAUCUUCCUGGAGGUGUAUGUCAGUAAAGAUUCGGUAACACUGCUAAACUCUGGUGAGGAUAAAAUCGAGGACAUCCUGGUGCUUCAUCUGGACCGGGGGAAAGACUACUUCAUCACUGUCUCUGGAAACUAUCUGCCCAGCUGUUUUGGCACAUCUCUGGAGACUCUGUGCCGUAUGAAGAAGCCCAUCCGUGAGAUCCCCGUCACCAAACUCAUCGAUCUGGGAGAGGAUAGCUGCAUGGAAAAGGAGAAAUCCCGGAUGUAUUCCUUGUUGGACAGUUCUGGAACAGAGGAUAAACCUCUGAAGAUUCCCAAAGAGGUCUGGUUGCUUGUUAAUCACCUCUACACCAAGGCCUGCCAGCAGGAGGACCUUUUCCAGACCCCUGGCCUGCAAGACGAGCUACAAAGUAUUAUUGACUGCUUGGACACCAGCAUUCCUGAAUCCAUCCCUGGCUGUAAUCACUCAGUUGCUGAAGCACUAUUGAUCUUCUUGGAGGCUCUUCCUGAACCUGUGCUGUGUUAUGAACUCUAUCAGCGCUGUCUUGAUUGUUCUCAUGACAGCCGCCUCUGCAAACAGCUAAUAUCUCAGCUCCCACGAGCCCAUCGCAAUGUGUUCCGCUACCUGAUGGCCUUCUUGAGGGAAUUACUCAAACACUCUAUUGACAACAACCUGAAUGCCAAUCUCCUAGCUACUCUCUUCGCAAGCCUCCUCAUUCGACCGCCUCCAAACCUUGCUGGCAAACAGACGCUACAUGAUCGUCAGAAAGCCAAUGACUUCAUAAUGGGGUUCCUGAUGGGAGGCGAUGAAGACUGAGGAAGAGGACUGCAGAAUGAGGUGUCAAGCCAAAAAGACACUUGAGGUGUGUUUGUGGCUGGUCUUCUGGGAGAUAUAUGGGCCACCAUACACUAAAAUGGCUAACUGCCUCCGUGAUGAAAGUUUGGCACUGUUGGAUAGUUCUGUUUUGCACAGACAUUGCCCAUUGGUUACGUUACGCUACGCUGUUCUUCUGUUCCUGCUUCAGAGGAAUAGGUGUCAGUUUAUAUCUGCUCCCUGGCUCUGGGAGUAUUAAUAACUACACUUUAACCCUUACAAACCUCAUCUUUUUGACUGUAGCAUCCAUAAUCCUAUGUGUAACCCCACUUUCUCUUAUUUUGACCUGUGGAUCAGAGUGCUGUAAUGCCAAAUUCGAUAUUCCCAACCAUAUUUGCCUGAAUGUGAGUGAAAGUGACUCGUGAGCACUCAUAAGAAUGACUUUGUUACACUAAAAGAAAGCCAUGUGAUGGAGAUUGCAUUGACUGCUGCUGCCAGUUUAAACGCUCCCUCGGAGCCCAGAGCACAUUUUUCCCUCCUGUCUCACGCUUCCUUUUCUCCUUCGAAAAUGACCUUCACAAAGAAGUGUUCCUACAAGGUGGCUUAGACAAUCGACUACCUUUCAGAGCGGAGGAGAAGUCUGGACUAUGAUCUUUACUCACCGUUCUAUCUGAAUCAUGAUGAAUCAGCUGACAUUGUCCGUUGUGGUGUGCACAUGUUAUUUAUGUUUUCCAGUCUCAGCUUUGGGCAUUUGGAUGUCCUCCACAAAUGAAUCUGUUAUGCUUUAGAAACACAGACUCCUCCUCAGUCUGUUGUGAUUGCACGCUCACACCCAUAAUCCUUAUUCAUCUUCAGUAAUGGCAAUGAGCGUCGGAUGUGAUAUCUAUAUUUGAUCUGGACUCUGGGGCUGAUACUUUUAUUCUUUCAAGGUCUUAUUCUUUUACAGAUCUGCUCUGGAUGCUGUUGUUCUACAGAGACAUUAACAUUUUAACUGAUGUGCUCACUGGGUCUUUUAUUGUUCUGUCAUGUCCUGUAAUGAAAAUUCAAACGUGGUCUUUCUAUUUAUAUGUAUGCUGUGUGUUAUACUAACCCAGACUGGGAUAACUUUGUGUACGUUUACAGUCUUUGUGUCCUUGUUACAUUUACACUUUAUAUUUCCAUGUAGUGACAAACUGGCAUAUGUUUGUCUCUCUUGAACUCGUAGUACAUAUUGGGAUUCUGAUGAACGUAUUUGUGAGUGCCGGCUGAAAUUCUGCUGGAUUUUAAUCCUUUUGCGCCAGUCAGUCUGGUUUUGUUGAACAGUAUGUGAAGAGGAAGUCUCUUCUGUUAUAUCAGCAUUAAUCAUCACACCAAUGCUAAAAUAUUAUUGUAACACAAACCACCAAAGCUGCUUCUCCAUGUAAUGUGUGUGACAUUUUGCCCCUGUGCAUUAGUAAUAUUUCCUCAGAAUCUCAAAGGAAAUGUUUUUUGUGAGUCUUGCAACUCGGAAAAAGAGUUGUAAUCAGUUUCUGACCAACUCUGUGUCCUGCCUUCCUUUGCUUUUAGACAUAAAUGUGCAAAAAUAGUUUCUUUAGGGGCACAACAGCUUGUCACUGGUAUAGUGCCUUUAAAGGGGCAAAUUUGUAUCUUAUCUACCCCUAAAAGGUGCAUAUUAGUACCUUAGAAUAGUAAUAUGUGUCUUUAAGGUACUGCUGUGAACCUUUUAGGGGUAAAUAAGGUACAAAAAUGUCCUUUUGGCGCUGCCCCAGUAACAAGCUGGUACAAUUUUUGCACUUUCUGAGUGUUGAAAACUCUAAGUAGUGAUGUUCUGUGAAUGAUAUUGGCUGUGGCUCAGUGUCCUCCAAUGAUCCACUCUCAAAUCUCAGUCUAAAUCACUUCACGUCCUCUGUCAUGUUUAAAAUCUCCUGUCUGUGUCUGAGCUUUCGGUUGAUUUUUUUCUCAUUUCUGCUUUGGAAAGGGAGCUCGGCUGAAAUCACUUGUUUUUCAAUGCCAAUAGAUGAUGUUUUUGGGAGGACCUCAUUGCAGGAGACUGAAUCAGAGGAACAGGAAUUCAGAUGGCCAUUAUACAGAUUUCUGGUGUUCUGUGAUCACCACCCCAUCUGUUUACUGUUUAUUGUUGUGUCCUGUCUUUCUUUCCAUUCGGUUUUUGUAAUGAUCCUGGUACUUUGCAGCUGGGUACUUGCACAUACUUAGUUUUAUUUGUGGGGAUGGGCCGGGACAUCUAAUUUAUUCAAUAAAAUAAAGACAUUAUGAACGUA